Messenger RNA from Leptonychotes weddellii (Weddell seal), 926 nucleotides. The record is from RefSeq and is a predicted model, not a curated record. Lineage: Eukaryota; Metazoa; Chordata; Mammalia; Carnivora; Phocidae.
AUGCUGUCCCCCUCUUUGGUCCCCUCAGCCACCUCACUGCUGGGCUCUCCUGUCCGUCCUCAGGGUCACAUUGUCCACAACUGGAAGGCACGAUGGUUCAUCCUUCGGCAAAACACGUUGCUGUACUACAAGCUUGAGGGGGGUCGGAAGGUGACCCCUCCCAAGGGCCGGAUCCUUCUGGAUGGCUGCACUAUCACCUGCCCCUGCCUGGAGUAUGAAAACCGACCGCUCCUCAUUAAGCUGAAGACUCAAACGUCCACCGAGUACUUCCUGGAGGCCUGUUCCCGAGAAGAGAGGGACGCCUGGGCCUUUGAGAUAACAGGGGCUAUUCAUGCCGGGCAGCCGGGGAAGGUCCAGCAGCUCCACAUCCUGAAAAACUCCUUUAAGCUGCCCCCUCACAUCAGCCUGCAUCGCAUCGUGGACAAGAUGCACGACAGCAGCAGUGGAAUCCGGCCAAGCCCCAACAUGGAGCAGGGAAGCACCUACAAAAAGACCUUCAUAGGCUCCUCCCUGGUGGACUGGCUCAUCUCCAACAGCUUUUCUGCCAACCGUCUGGAGGCCGUGACCCUGGCCUCCAUGCUCAUGGAGGAGAACUUCCUGAGGCCGGUAGGUGUCCGAAGCAUGGGAGCCAUUCGCUCUGGAGACCUGGCCGAGCAGUUCCUGGAUGACUCCACGGCCCUGUACACCUUUGCUGAGAGCUACAAGAAGAAGAUAAGCUCCAAGGAAGACAUUAGUCUCAGCACUGUGGAGUUAAGUGGCACAGUGGUGAAACAAGGCUAUCUGGCCAAGCAGGUACGCCUGCCUCGGAGGGGGGGAGAUGGACAGAGGCCCCCAGAGGGGGGGAAGGACCCAGAGUGCCAGAGGCGGACGCUCGAUACCAGCAGAACCUGCUAAAGCGGCAGCCGCAGAGAGCAGAUCAAGAGGCA